This is a messenger RNA of Musa acuminata AAA Group (dessert banana), 8683 nucleotides long. RefSeq names its product protein ROOT INITIATION DEFECTIVE 3-like. Gene Ontology annotation, biological process: DNA-templated DNA replication; rRNA processing. Gene Ontology annotation, molecular function: protein binding. Gene Ontology annotation, cellular component: nuclear pre-replicative complex. The coding region runs from base 4250 to 4693 and encodes 147 amino acids. NCBI's taxonomy places the organism in Eukaryota, Viridiplantae, Streptophyta, Magnoliopsida, Zingiberales, Musaceae. The transcript is spliced from 5 exons. The record is from RefSeq and is a predicted model, not a curated record.
GUUUUUUUCUUGUCGAAAUUGUUCCUUUAUGUUGUCUUGUCUAAAAUGCUAAUAUGAUUUUUGUAAUGUUUGAUGACAUGGCAAAGGCUUCUGCUGGUGUUCUUUAUAGAUAUAGCUUUUCGGAACAUGCUUUACGUGUCACCGAUGUUGUUACGGGACAUGGGUUAUGCAACUCCAUUAUCAUCUCAACCUCAGAGGAUCGAACAUGUAAGAUAUGGAGCCUAUAUGAGGGUUUGUUAUUGAGGAGCAUUACGUUUCCUUCCAUAAUUGAUGCUAUUGUAAUGGAUCUUGGGGAGCAUGUGUUCUAUGCUGGUGGCCGAGAUGGCAAAAUAUAUAUUGCAGCGCUAAAUGCUGAAUGCAACCGCAACAGCAUACACGGGAUGUUCAUCAUUGGUGCCUUGUAUGAUCACAGGUCUCAAUAUGCUGUUAGUCAGUUUUGAUAAUCACUUAUAUACAUGUAUAUAUUUACCAACAAUUGUGUUUUGUGUGUUCUGGCAAAUUUCUAUGAAGAGACUAUACUGUAUAUAUCUAAUUUGUGUUCUUAGAUAUAUAAGAGGUUUGUUGUAUUUGAUGCUUUCUAUUUCCAAAUUGCCUUUAUCUUGAUGUUUUAGUUUUGAAUUUUUCAUGUAAGCUUGUCAUUCUGCAUUUCCUCAAAAGUCAAUUUAACUUUACCUUUGGGUCUUGGAAUUUUACAUCUCACCAUCUUUUCCUGCCCUUAUUGUUUGUUCGGCUGCAUCAAGUAUAACAGUAGUAGAAGACCUGGGGUUCCAAGAGUCUGUUUACCAAAGGUUUUGCUUAUUUUUGAUUUUUUUUUUCCAAAAGACUUUAAUCACUUUCUUUUAUAAGAAAUAUUUAGCUGAAAUAUUUUUUUGACUUUAACAUUUUACAUUAGAGAGAUACAUAACUAAAGUAAUUUAGCUUACAGUUUGACUUGCAUGCAUGCUUAUAUGCACUAAUAUAUAGGUGUAACUUCAAUGCUUAGUCUAAGCUCUGUGGGUAAUCAUAAUUGUUUCAUGUUUUGUUGACCCUUGUUAAGUUUCAAUUGGGAAAUCGUCAUUGUCUUGUUACUGCAAGAUGUGUUAGACAUAUUUGUACUUCUAGUGCACUUUCUGUAUCUUGUAUAUUGAUUCAAUCACAAUUUUGCUUUCUUCUUCAACAUUUUCCUUUUCGUGAUUUACUUUAAGCUGUUUUUGUCAUCUAGUAAGGCAAUAACAUGCCUAGCAUUUAGCACGGAUGGAGUUACUCUAGUGUCUGGGACUGAAGAUGGUAUUGUCAGAGUUUGGGAUACGAAAACCAAGCAUGUUACUCGUGUUUUGAAACAUGUGAAAGGUACAUCGGUAACUAGGAUUCUAUUAUAAAAAAUGUUUAAAUUACUUCGGAUGUAUUAGCAAUUGUUGAAAUGGAGAAAUUAUUUUGUAUAUACAAUGAAAUUUGCUUAGAUCUUAUGAGUUGUGUGUAUGUGUGUGUGUUGUGUGUGUUAUGUUUAUGUCGUCUGUUUGUAUAUUACGAGUUGUGUGUAUUUGUGCGUGUUAUAAGUUGUGUGUGUAUGUGUGUUUGUGUUAUGAGUCAUGUGUAUAUGUGUAUGAGUUGUGUAUGUUAAGCGUGUGUGUGUGUUGUUAUGAAUUGUGUGUGUAUUGUGUAUGUUAUAUUUAUAUGUGUGUUGUGUGUGUUGUUAUGAUGCGUAUGUUGUGAUGAGUUGUGUGUAUAUGUGUGCGUUGUGUAUGCUAUUCGUGUGCGUUGUUAUGAGUUGUAUGUGUGUUGUGUGUGUGUGUGUUGUAUAUAGUGUGUUGUUAAGAUAUGUGCGUUGUGUGUAGUGUGUGUUGUUAUGAGUUAUUUGUAUAUGUGUGUAUUGUGUAUAUUAUGUGUGUGUUGUUACAAGUUUUGUGUGUAUGUGUGUGUGUUGUGUAUGUUAUGUGUUUAUGUAGUGUGUGUUAUGAGUUGCGUGUAUGUGUGUGUUGUUAAAAGAUGUGUGUUUAUGUGUUUGUGUUGUGUAUGUUAUGUGUAUAUGUAGUGUGUGUUGUGUAUGUUAUGUGUAUAUGUAGUAUGUGUUGUGUGUUUGUAUAUUGUGUUUGUGUUGUUUAUUUUAUUGUAUUGUUUUAGUGUGAGUUGUGUGUGUAGUGUGUAGUGCGUGUAGUGUGUGUGUAUUGUGUAUGUGUAGUGUAUGUUAUGUGUUGUGUGUGUAUAUGUGUAUUGUGUGUGUUAUAUUUGUGUUAUUUUCGUGUGUAUUGUUUAUUGUGUGUGUGUGUGUUGUGUGUUUGUAUAUUGUGUAUUUGUAGUGUGUUUUAUUUGUUGUGUGUAUAGUAUUGUGUGUAUUAUUUAUGUUAUUUUCGUGUGUGUUGUUUAUUAUGUGUGUGUUAUGUGUGUUUGUUGUGUGUAUAUGUAUUGUGUGUAUGUUGUGUAUGUUAUGUGUGUGUGUUGUUACCAGUUGUAUGUGUAUGUGUUUGUGUUAUGUAUGUUAUGUAUGUAUGAAGUAUGUGCGUAGUAUAUGUUGUGUGUAUGUAUAUUGUGUGUGUGUUGUUUGUGUUGUUAUAUUAUUUUUGUGUGUAGUGUGUGUAGUGUGUAUAUGUAUUAUGUGUUAUACGUUGUGUAUAUAUAAUGUGUAUUGUGUGUGUUGUUUGUGUUAUUUUUAUGUGUGUUGUAUAUUGUGUGUGGUUGUUGUGUGUAUUGUGUGUGUAUUGUGUGUGUUGUGUUGUUUGUAUAUGUGUAUUGUUUGUAUUAUUUUCAUGUGUUGUUUAUUGUGUGUGUGUUAUGUGUCUGUGUUGUGUGUAUGUGUAUUGUGUUGUGUGUAGUGUUAUGUUGUAUGUGUAUGUGUAUUGUGUAUGUAUGUAGUGCGUGUAUAGUAUGUGUUGUGUGUAUGUGUAAUGUUGUGUGUAGUGUGUGUAUGUGUAGUGUGUGUUGUUUGUAUGUGUAUUGUGCAUAUGUGUAAUGUUGUGUGUAGUAUGUGUUGUGUAUGUUAUGUGUGUAUAGUAUGUGUUGUAGUGUGUUGUGUGUGUGUAGUAUGUGUUGUGUAUGUUAUCGUAUUGUUUUUAUGUGUUUUGUGUGUAGUGUGUAUGUGUAUUGUGUGUAUUUGUAUUAUUUUCAUGUGUUGUGUAUUAUGUAUGUGUAGUGUGUGUUAUAUGUUGUUUGUGUUAUUUUCAUGUGUUGUUUAUCGUGUGUGUGUAUGUGUAUUGUGUGUGUAUGUGUUUGUGUUAUGUAUAUUAUGUUUCUAUGUAGUGUGUGUAGUAUGUGUAGUGUGUGUUGUGUGUAUUGUUUAUGUUGUUAUAUUAUUUUUGUGUGUUGUGUGUAUGUGUAUUGUAUGUUAUGUGUUGUGUAUAUUUAUAUGUGUAUUGUGUGUGUUGUUUGUGUUAUUUUGGUGUGUGUUGUUUAUUGUGUGUGUGUGUGUGUUGUGUGAAUGUGUAUUGUGUAUGUGUAGUGUGUGUUAUGUGUUAUUUGUAUGUGUAUUGUGUGUAUUGUUUGUGUUAUUUUCAUAUGUGUUGUUUAUUGUGUGUGUGUUAUUUGUCUGUGUUGUGUGUAUGUGUAUUGUGUUGUAUGUGUGUAGUGUUAUAUUGUAUGUGUAUGUGUGUGUAUUGUGUAUGUAUAUAGUGCGUGUGUAGCAUGUGUUGUGUGUGUGUAGCGUGUAUGUAUAUUUGUAGUGUGUGUGUAGUGUGUGUUGUGUGUAUGUAUUGUGUGUUGUGUGUAUGUGUAUUAUGUUUGUGUUGUUUAUGUUAUUGUAUUGUUUUUGUCUAUAUUGUGUAUGUAGUGUGUUGUUUGUAUGUGUAUUGUGUUGUGUGUAUAUGUGUAUUGUGUGUUGUGUGUGUUAUUUUAAUGUGUGUUGUGUGUAUGUGUAUUGUGUAUGUAUAGCGUGUGUUAUGUGUUGUUUGUGUAUUGUUUGUGUUAUUUUCUUGUGUGUAUGUAUAUGUAUUGUGUGUGUGUUGUGUAUGUUAUGUGUGUUUUUGUUGUGUAUGUAUUGUGUGUUUUAUAGUGUGUGUUGUAUAUGUUGUAUUGUUUUUGUGUGUGUUGUGUGUAUGUGUGUAGUGUGUAGUGUGUUAUGUGUUGUGUGUAUAUGUGUAUUAUAUGGUUUAGGGUUUAGGGUUUAGGGUUUAGAGUUUAGGGUUUGUGUGUUCUGCUCAUAUUUUGCUUGAAGGUGACAGAGAUAGCAUAUACGCACCUUGGUAGCCCGCGAGCUCCGUUUAUACUCUCGUGAUCCGAAACGCCUACUCUAAAAUCCUCAAAAACCCCUUCUUUCUUUGGCGUCGCCUCUUCGCCACCGAUGGAAGUGGUGAUCGCCUCCUCCCCGGUGGACGUCGGCUUCGGUUGUUGGGACCUACGCUCGGGCUUCGAGCAGCUCCGGUACCGCUCAUGCUCCUCCGCUCCACAUGGCCUCCUCUCCAUAGCCGGCCGCUUUCUCGCUUCCUCGCAGCUCCGCGAUUCCCCUUCCUCCGCCUCUUGCCCCAUUUUCUUUUGGUCCUGGGAUAAGCCUCAGGUGGAAGUUAGGAGCUUCCCGGUUGAGUCGAUUGGACCGCUUGUUUCCAAUUCAGAAGGCACUUACGUCAUGGGAGGAGGACCAUCCGGCAUUAUCUACCAAUGGGAGGUUGCUAGUGGGAAAUUGCUCACAUGGUGGCAUGCACAUUAUCGGUCUGUCACCUGUCUCACUCUCUCCAAGGACGAGUCUUUGCUAAUAUCAGGGUCUGAGGAUGGCUCUGUCAGAGUUUGAUCCCUUAUGAUGUAUGUAAUUCUUACUUAGUUUUUUUCUUGUCGAAAUUGUUCCUUUAUGUUGUCUUGUCUAAAAUGCUAAUAUGAUUUUUGUAAUGUUUGAUGACAUGGCAAAGGCUUCUGCUGGUGUUCUUUAUAGAUAUAGCUUUUCGGAACAUGCUUUACGUGUCACCGAUGUUGUUACGGGACAUGGGUUAUGCAACUCCAUUAUCAUCUCAACCUCAGAGGAUCGAACAUGUAAGGUUCGUUAGUUGUUACACUUUGUACUUCUUUGAAAAGAGUAGUUGGUUAUAUUAGGAAAUUAGUUGUCAAUAGGAACACAACCAGAUGCCGAGGGACUUCACUGUUGUGUAACUUCAACUGAAAAAUUUUGAGGUACAUAAAUGAUGCAUCUGAAUUAAGAGGUUAAUUUCCCUGAAUUAGAUGAUGACUUAUAAUAUAUUACCUCGUAACUUACUCUUAGUUUUUGUUUCAAAACAAAGUCUAACUCUGCUCCUCAAGUGGAACAUGCUGAUGGUAAGAAUCUUUCUUUUCAAAAUUUUACUGUAGUGGCAGUAUCUUGGUAGCUUGAACAAAAGUUAUUUGCUUUAUUCUUUCUUUGUCCUAGCCCAAUUUAAACUUUGACCUGAUGAAUGUAAUGAUAAAGUAGAUUAUAGAUGCUUAUUAGGGUCAAGGUGCUCUCAAUGGUAUGACCACCUUUUUUGCAGAAUGUCAGUUCUAUUACUGCAAGCUUAACUUAAUUUACUUAUAUGUUGAACUGAAAAGAUAAUUUUAAUCUGUUGUUAGAAAAUUGAUCCCCCUUCCUCCCAGUGCUAAUUGUCUAUGUUUGUAUUUUAGAUUUUGAAGAUAACUUCUUUUGACUACUGCAUACGUUCCAGAUAUGGAGCCUAUAUGAGGGUUUGUUAUUGAGGAGCAUGACGUUUCCUUCCAUAAUUGAUGCUAUUGUAAUGGAUCUUGGGGAGCAUGUGUUCUAUGCUGGUGGCCGAGAUGGCAAAAUAUAUAUUGCAGCGCUAAAUGCUGAAUGCAACCGCAAUAGCAUACACGGGAUGUUCAUCAUUGGUGCCUUGUAUGAUCACAGUAAGGCAAUAACAUGCCUAGCAUUUAGCACGGAUGGAGUUACUCUAGUGUCUGGGACUGAAGAUGGUAUUGUCAGAGUUUGGGAUACGAAAACCAAGCAUGUUACUCGUCUUUUGAAACAUGUGAAAGGUACAUCAGUAACUAGGAUUCUAUUAUAAAAAAUGUUUAAAUUACUUCGGAUGUAUUAGCAAUUGUUGAAAUGGAGAAAUUAUUUUGUAUAUACAAUGAAAUUUGCUUAGAUCUUAUGAGUUGUGUGUAUGUGUGUGUGUUGUGUGUGUUAUGUUUAUGUCGUCUGUUUGUAUAUUACGAGUUGUGUGUAUUUGUGCGUGUUAUAAGUUGUGUGUGUAUGUGUGUUUGUGUUAUGAGUCAUGUGUAUAUGUGUAUGAGUUGUGUAUGUGAAGCGUGUGUGUGUGUUGUUAUGAAUUGUGUGUGUAUUGUGUAUGUUAUAUUUAUAUGUGUGUUGUGUGUGUUGUUAUGAUGCGUAUGUUGUGAUGAGUUGUGUGUAUAUGUGUGUGUUGUGUAUGCUAUGCGUGUGCGUUGUUAUGAGUUGUAUGUGUGUUGUGUGUGUGUGUGUUGUAUAUAGUGUGUUGUUAAGAUAUGUGCGUUGUGUGUAGUGUGUGUUGUUAUGAGUUAUUUGUAUAUGUGUGUAUUGUGUAUAUUAUGUGUGUGUUGUUACAAGUUUUGUGUGUAUGUGUGUGUGUUGUGUAUGUUAUGUGUUUAUGUAGUGUGUGUUAUGAGUUGCGUGUAUGUGUGUGUUGUUAAAAGAUGUGUGUUUAUGUGUUUGUGUUGUGUAUGUUAUGUGUAUAUGUAGUGUGUGUUGUGUAUGUUAUAUGUAUAUGUAGUAUGUGUUGUGUGUUUGUAUAUUGUGUUUGUGUUGUUUAUUUUCUUGUAUUGUUUUAGUGUGAGUUGUGUGUGUAGUGUGUAGUGCGUGUAGUGUGUUUGUAUUGUGUAUGUGUAGUGUAUGUUAUGUGUUGUGUGUGUAUAUGUGUAUUGUGUGUGUUAUAUUUGUGUUAUUUUCGUGUGUAUUGUUUAUUGUGUGUGUGUGUGUUGUGUGUUUGUAUAUUGUGUAUUUGUAGUGUGUUUUAUUUGUUGUGUGUAUAGUAUUGUGUGUAUUAUUUAUGUUAUUUUCGUGUGUGUUGUUUAUUAUGUGUGUGUUAUGUGUGUUUGUUGUGUGUAUUUUGUGUAUGUUAUGUGUGUGUGUUGUUACCAGUUGUAUGUGCAUGUGUUUGUGUUAUGUAUGUUAUGUAUGUAUGAAGUAUGUGCGUAGUAUAUGUUGUGUGUAUGUAUAUUGUGUGUGUGUUGUUUGUGUUGUUAUAUUAUUUUUGUGUGUAGUGUGUGUAGUGUGUAUAUGUAUUAUGUGUUAUACGUUGUGUAUAUAUAAUGUGUAUUGUGUGUGUUGUUUGUGUUAUUUUUGUGUGUGUUGUUUAUUGUGUGUGGUUGUUGUGUGUAUUGUGUGUGUAUUGUGUGUGUUGUGUUGUUUGUAUAUGUGUAUUGUUUGUAUUAUUUUCAUGUGUUGUUUAUUGUGUGUGUGUUAUGUGUCUGUGUUGUGUGUAUGUGUAUUGUGUUGUGUGUAGUGUUAUGUUGUAUGUGUAUGUGUAUUGUGUAUGUAUGUAGUGCGUGUAUAGUAUGUGUUGUGUGUAUGUGUAAUGUUGUGUGUAGUGUGUGUAUGUGUAGUGUGUGUUGUUUGUAUGUGUAUUGUGCAUAUGUGUAAUGUUGUGUGUAGUGUGUGUGUAGUAUGUGUUGUGUAUGUUAUGUGUGUAUAGUAUGUGUUGUAGUGUGUUGUGUGUGUGUAGUAUGUGUUGUGUAUGUUAUCGUAUUGUUUUUAUGUGUAUUGUGUGUAGUGUGUAGUGUGUAGUGUGUAGUGUGUAUGUGUAUUGUGUGUAUUUGUAUUAUUUUCACGUGUUGUGUAUUAUGUAUGUGUAGUGUGUAUUAUAUGUUGUUUGUGUUAUUUUCAUGUGUUGUUUAUCGUGUGUAUGUGUAUUGUGUGUGUAUGUGUUUGUGUUAUGUAUAUUAUGUUUCUAUGUAGUGUGUGUAGUAUGUGUUGUGUGUGUUGUGUGUAUUGUUUAUGUUGUUAUAUUAUUUUUGUGUGUUGUGUGUAUUGUGUUGUGUGUAUGUGUAUUGUAUGUUAUGUGUUGUGUAUAUUUAUAUGUGUAUUGUGUGUGUUGUUUGUGUUAUUUUUGUGUGUGUUGUUUAUUGUGUGUGUGUGUGUUGUGUGAAUGUGUAUUGUGUAUGUGUAGUGUGUGUUAUGUGUUAUUUGUAUGUGUAUUGUGUGUAUUGUUUGUGUUAUUUUCAUAUGUGUUGUUUAUUGUGUGUGUGUUAUUUGUCUGUAUUGUGUGUAUGUGUAUUGUGUUGUGUGUGUGUAGUGUUAUAUUGUAUGUGUAUGUGUGUGUAUUGUGUAUGUAUAUAGUGCGUGUGUAGCAUGUGUUGUGUGUGUGUAGCGUGUAUGUAUAUUUGUAGUGUGUGUUGUGUGUAUGUAUUGUGUGUUGUGUGUAUGUGUAUUAUGUUUGUGUUGUUUAUGUUAUUGUAUUGUUUUUGUCUGUAUUGUGUAUGUAGUGUGUUGUUUGUAUGUGUAUUGUGUUGUGUGUAUAUGUGUAUUGUGUGUUGUGUGUGUUAUUUUAAUGUGUGUUGUGUGUAUGUGUAUUGUGUAUGUAUAGCGUGUGUUAUGUGUUGUUUGUGUAUUGUUUGUGUUAUUUUCUUGUGUGUAUGUAUAUGUAUUGUGUGUGUGUUGUGUAUGUUAUGUGUGUUUUUGUUGUGUAUGUAUUGUGUGUUGUAUAGUGUGUGUUGUUUAUGUUGUAUUGUUUUUGUGUGUGUUGUGUGUAUGUGUGUAGUGUGUAGUGUGUUAUGUGUUGUGUGUAUAUGUGUAUUAUAGUGUUUAGGUUUAGGGUUUUAGGGUUUUAGGGUUCAGGGUUUAGGG